Molecule: messenger RNA, 3739 nt
Organism: Podarcis raffonei (Aeolian wall lizard)
Lineage: Eukaryota; Metazoa; Chordata; Lepidosauria; Squamata; Lacertidae
Gene: ARSK
Product: arylsulfatase family member K
Exons: 8
Coding region: 373-2010 (545 amino acids)
Source: RefSeq, a predicted model, not a curated record
UGUAGUUCUCCAUCUGGCGGUUAUUUCCGCCCUCCCUAAAAAAAGUAUGUUAAAAAAGGGGGUGCGUCUUUAUUUCUCCCCUGGCGCGUUGCAGCGGCCUUUGACAUUAUUUCCUCCCGCUUUCUUUACCGACAUGUAUGAUGAGAGUCGCUGUUUCCCGCGACACGGCGGCUGAGUUUGUGAACGGUGUCCGCUUGCCCUCCUUCCCUUCGUGAGCUUUUUGCUCCCGGACGGGUCAGCGGGUACGGCACAAGAUGCACCACCCCGGUUGCUCAAGAGACGCGUCAUGAUCGUCUGGCAGGGUGAAGGGAAGGGUGGGGCAGAGAAGGGAGCUCUGCAUGGAGGCUCCGCUGAGCUCCUGAUCUGGCCGAAAUGGGUGGGAAAGGUAGAAAUCAUGUAACCUCUGCAAGUCACCUCGUUGCCUUGGUCCUCUUCGCUUUUGGGGGAGCAGUGAAGGCGAGGUCCCUGCUCAACGAGGAUUACACUUGCAGCAGCUGCGGGAAGCCUAACAUUGUGAUGGUGAUGUGCGAUUCCUUAGAUGGAAGGCUGACAUUUCACCCCAAAAAUGAAACAGUAGACUUGCCUUUUGUGAACUUCAUGCGAAAACAUGGCAGUCUCUUUCUUAAUGCUUAUACCAAUUCUCCAAUAUGUUGUCCUUCCCGUGCAGCUAUGUGGAGUGGCCUCUUCACUCACAUAACAGAAUCUUGGAAUAAUUUCAAGGGUUUAGAUCCAAAUCACACAACGUGGAUGGACCUCAUGGAAAAACAUGGCUACUAUACUCAGAAAUAUGGAAAACUGGAUUAUACUUCAGGGCAUCACUCACUAAGUAACCGUGUGGAGGCUUGGACCAGAAGCGUUGAUUUUUUGCUUCAGCAAGAAGGCAGGCCUGUGGCAGAACUCGUAGGUAACAAGUCCUAUGUGAGAGUCAUGCAAAAAGAUUGGAAGGCCACCGACGAUGCUGCAGAUUGGCUAAGAAACAAAGCCACCAACUUGACACAACCCUUUGUUCUUUACUUGGGGCUAAACUUGCCACAUCCAUAUCCUUCACCUUCCUCUGGAGAAAAUUAUGGGGCAUCUACAUUUCGGACAUCUCCUUAUUGGCUACAGAGGGUGAGAUACGAAGCCAUCAAGAUUCCAAAAUGGCUUCCAUUUUCAGAGAUGCACCCAGUAGAUUACUAUUCCUCUUAUACAAAGAACUGCACAGAGAAAUUUACGGAGAAAGAAAUCAGAGAUAUCCGAGCACAUUAUUAUGCCAUGUGUGCAGAAACGGAUGCAAUGCUUGGUGAGAUAAUUUCUGCUCUAAAUGACACAGGACUACUCAGAAGGACUCUUGUCGUAUUCACUGCAGAUCACGGAGAACUUGCCAUGGAACACAGGCAGUUUUACAAAAUGAGCAUGUACGAAGCAAGCUCCCAUGUUCCUCUCCUUAUAAUGGGACCGAAUAUUAAGCUGCAAUUCAUCCCCAAUGUGGUGUCCCUUGUGGAUAUCUACCCUACCAUGCUCGAUGUUGCUGGAAUACCCAUACCAAAAAAUCUCAGUGGAUAUUCACUGAUGCCCCUGGUAUUGAAACAGGCAGAAUAUAAAGUCCCAACUAGAAAGCAACAUCCUACUUGGAUUCUGAGUGAAUUCCAUGGCUGCAAUGUGAAUUCUUCAACCUACAUGCUGAGAACUGACAGAUGGAAAUACAUAGCAUACUCAGAUGGUCGUUCAGUAUCUCCUCAGCUGUUUGAUCUCUCUGCCGAUCCAGAUGAACUAACAAACGUAGCAACCAAGUUUCCAGAGAUCACACAGUAUUUGAACAAAAAACUCUACUCCAUCGUUGAUUAUCCCAAAGUCUCUGCCUCUGUUGAACAGUACAACAAACAGGAGUUUAUCAACUGGAAACAAAGUUUAGGACAAAACUAUUCUGAUACCUUAGCUAACCUGAGGUGGCACCAGAACUGGAAGAAGGACCCAAAGAAGUACGAGGAUGCAAUUGAAAGAUGGAUUAAAGAGAAGACAAUUGUGUGAAAUGUCCUCAGAAAGUGAGAAUGGACAAUCUGCUCCUAAAUGUAAAGAGGCAGUGUUGGUGCAAUAAGCAGUCACCUCUUACUGCAACAGAUACUGAAAUGGGACGUGGGGUCAGAUGCUAUCCUCGUCCCUCCCGUUUCCUGACACAAAUCCACUCUGCUAAGCUAUAAAUACUAGCUAGCCCCAGUUGCCUGUUAACCAGGAUUUGCUAGCCAGCUUCAGAACCUGAUUUCAACUCUGGUUAAGAAUCCCUGCUAAGUGACCUGUGAUUAACAUGGAUGUUGAUAUAAUGGCCUUAUUGGGACAUGUUAAAUUAUGGUUGUUAGCAUGAGCCUUGUCUGCACUUCCCAUCUCCCUUCUCCUCUGGCACAGCCACAAAGGGGAUAUCAAAAUCUUUUCCUUCCAUUUUUAACCACAGUUUACCAUUAUGUUCAAACCUCAGCAAAUGGUGUUUAGUCUCAACUAUGGUUCAAAGAAACCAACCAAAGUCAAGCUGCAUUUUGUGAAUGUGAUAUCACACUGGGCCCUGCCAAGACUUGGAAAAGUAUUCUGCCAGCAAAGCCCCUGAGCAAAAGAUACCCUAGAGAAUAAAUGGAAACCGCCACCCCUCCACCAUCUCUAGCACUGCUAAGAAGCCCUUAACAUCCAGGGGAAGUCUCACCAUGCCUGUGUCCAGAGAUUGCUCCAGAAGGACUCGUGAGGUGGGUUCCCAACUCAUCCCCCUUUAGAGGGGGAGACUGAACCAUCUCCCAGCCCUGGAGAGCAUAGAGCCCAGAAAGUCCAUGUUUGGCCAUCUACCUACCAAAAAAGUACAUGUCUGAUAGUCCAAAAUUACAGAGCAACUCAUAGUAAGGGGUCUUGGGUGAAGUGUGGGAGACCAGACUAUAGAAGCUGCUAGAACAGCACAUAUUGAAAUCUAGCAACUCUUUUGAACCACCUUGUCUAUUCUGCCAUGCCUUUUGACCAAUGUCCUCUGUUGCUGGCUUCUACUUAGAUCCUGCCUUUAGAGCUAGGCUUGUUGAUGGACUGCUUUUAUUGUGCUUUGGCAUGGUCUAUACCUUGACUUCAGUCUGCUUUUCACCUAGUUGCAGGAGCAGACAGGGCUACCCCAGCCUCUCCCUAAGAACUAAGCCCUGACAGGGUUGGAGCAGGAGAAUUUGCUUGUUUCCCUAAACCUUUGUUAAGAUUAAUCAGAGUUUUGGUUUUGGACAAAGCAAUAAAAAGCAGUCAACAGAAAACAGAAGCAAAAGCUGCUUAUUACAUCUGCACUAGCCCCAAGACUAUACUUUUUCAGGUGGAAAAGUAUAUACUGUAGUGGCUAGGACUUAGCUGUGAAUUAGGAAUUCUCAGGUUUCAUUCUUGUCACUGACAUGAACUUACUAGGUGCCUUAGACAAGCCACUCUUUCUCCGCUGUUGCAUGCAAUAUGGGGAAUAAUCGGUGGCUUACCAUACAGUGUUGUAAGGAUAACUAUUAGAUGCAUGUAAAACACUCUGAAAGCACUAUACACAUUUGUAUUACCAUACUUGGAAUAGCAAGUAUAGGAUUUGCAGUGCUCUAACUGGAGUGGCUAACCUUUGAGCUUCCAUAUGUUAUUGAACACCACAUCCCAUCAGCCCCAACCAAUAUGGUUCAUAGUCAGGGAUGAUGGGAAUUGGAGUCCAACAGCAUCCACAGGAUACUUUGUAAGCUACCGUAUUCUUGCCAUAGUUAAAGUAUUCAUUUUGUGA